This is a messenger RNA of Arachis ipaensis, 641 nucleotides long. Lineage: Eukaryota; Viridiplantae; Streptophyta; Magnoliopsida; Fabales; Fabaceae. The record is from RefSeq and is a predicted model, not a curated record.
AUGUUCACUGAAUGGGACAAGCUUCAAAACUUCUAUGAAGGACUCACUUUGAAGGCUCAAGAAGCACUGGAUUACUCAGCUGGAGGCUCUUUGCAACUCAUGAAAACUGCAGAAGAGGCCCAAAACUUCAUUGACAUGCUCAAAGAGAAGGACAGCCAGCCACACAAUUCAAGGGGAGAAAAGGAGGAACAAACCCAAGGACAGCAGCAAGCAGAGAAGAGCUUUACACCUCCACUGCCAUAUCCCCAAAGAUUCAACAAAGAAGCAAAGGAUCAAUACUUUCAUAAGUUCCUUGAGACUUUCAAGAAGUUGGAGAUAAACAUUCCACUGGCUGAGGCACUAGAGCAGAUGCCUUUAUAUGCAAAAUUCUUGAAGGAUCUCAUUAACAAGAAGAGAAGUUGGCACGAGAAAGAAACUAUAAUGCUCACUGAAGAAUGCAGGGCAUUAAUUCAAAAAGGGCUUACACCCAAACUUGAAGAUCCUAGAAGUUUCCUUCUACCUUGUACCAUCGGCAGUAUGAUCAUCAACAAGGCAAUGCGUGACUUAGGGGCUAGUAUCAAUCUGAUGCCCUCAUCUCUGGUGAGAAAACUGUGCAUAGAGGAAGUGAAGCCAAUACAAAUGUCUCUGGAACUGGUGGAUAA